Molecule: messenger RNA, 4998 nt
Organism: Acinonyx jubatus (cheetah)
Lineage: Eukaryota; Metazoa; Chordata; Mammalia; Carnivora; Felidae
Gene: PGAP2
Product: post-GPI attachment to proteins 2
Exons: 9
Coding region: 3055-4116 (353 amino acids)
Biological process (GO): GPI anchor biosynthetic process
Cellular component (GO): endoplasmic reticulum membrane; Golgi membrane
Source: RefSeq, a predicted model, not a curated record
AUCCCAGGCAGGCUUCAUGCUCAGUGCUGAGCCCAACAUGAGGCUCAAUCCCACGACCCUGAGAUCAUGAACUGAGUUAAAAUCAAGAGUCAGCCACUCAACUGACUGAGCCACCCAGACACCCCUAAAUCUCUGCUUUCUUAACAUUCUUUUGGAUUAUUUAAUUUUUCCUCCUGUACCAGCUUGGAAAUUAAAUUCUCUUUUUAUAUUAUUUUAGUGAUCUCCCUAGAAGUUCCCAUAUGCAUUCCUAAGUGUGCUAUUAAUCAAUACCUUUAUGGUACAGUUUGCCAAGAUGGAGGAAAAAAAAAACAUCCUAGGUCGGAGGAACAGAGAGAAAAAAGAUGUAGGACCAAGAAAGAGCUCAGUAUAUCCAGAGGUACAAACUAAGAUUUCAUCCUAGAAGUGAUAGGGGAGCCAGAGAAAGUUGAACAAUGAAGAACAAAAUAUACAGUGAAGAUUUUAAUUACUAUUUGAGGCAGAAUGGGCCUACAGCAAGAUGGGUGUGCCUAGGGUGGAUAGUUUAAAGUCAUCCAAGGAGGAUGCCUCUGCUGUGAAAAAGAUCUCUAGGAAGAACAAAGAACAACCCUGGAAGACUUUCCUGAGGCUGCCCAGGAGGCAGGGUCAGAGUUUGGCCUGAAACCGGGUAUCUUUAGCACUGCGUCCUUGCCUCUUUACCUAUCCCUAGCCAUGCUUAUUCUGCCUCUACCCCUACAACAGUGGUCUUUCCUCAAAGGCUUUUCUUACAGUUCCUAAAUCUCUUCUUGAUACAUCCAAAUCCUGUCCAUCCUUCAAAACCCAAUUCAAUUAAAUCAACCCUUCAAUCAAAUAUUUUCUGGGCUUCCUUUGUGUCUAUCUCUGGCCUAAGCUGAGAGAUUCAGAAAUAAAUGGAACAGGUGAGGGUUCCAUCCUUAAAUGGGUUUCCAGGAAGGAGAGGGGAACAGACACUUAACAAUAAUCUCACUACAUUGUGGUCAGUCCUAAUAAAGGUGUGAUGGACUUCUGAUGCUUCCUGUGGAGUGGGGAGGUGGGUGAAUCAUGGUGCUUAGGGAGAGAUAAGGAGGAAGUUGAGCAAAGCUCAUGGAAAAAAUGAGCGUAGCUAGAAUGUAAAAUAUGUGUUUGCUAGAGUAGAGGAUGGCCAGAUAACGAAGGAUGAUGAAUACCACACUAAGGAAUUUGCUCUUGAUCCUAAACGCCAUAGGGAGUUGCUAAACAAUUUGCAGCAAGAGAGGCACAUGAUCAGAUCUGUAUGGUUUUUUAAAAUGUUUAUUUAUUUAUUUUGAGAGAGAGAGAGAGGGGAGAGAGAGAGAGAUAGCAAGCAUCAGCUGGGGAGGGACAGAGAGAGAAGGAGAGAGAGAGAAUCCCAAGUAGGCUCUGUGCUGUCAGCACAGAGCCCGAUGCAGGGCUCGAUCUCAUGAACCAUGAGAUCAUGACCUGAGCCAAAAUCAAGGGUCAGACACUUAACCGACUGAGCUACCCAGGCACCCCCAGAUCUGUGUUUUAAGAAGAGCCAAUGUGGCUGUAAAUGGGGAGGAUGAUGAAGAGUUAGAAGAGCAAGGAAACCAGUGAAGCAGAGCCUCAGGAAGCUUUCCUUAACAACUACAUCCCACAUUCACUUUUCUUCUGCUUCCCACCUCUGUACUGCCUCCAUGCUACUGCGGGCUGGAGCAUCCCUGUAAAUAAAUGCUCAGUCAGCUUGGGGAAUCUAGUAUGUGUGUGUGGACAGGGGGAGUGGAGCAGUGACUGUGGCCAAAGCUGGACAAUAUUGGUGCUAUUUCAGGCACAGGCCUCUCUGAGGUAUGUCCAGGCACAAGGCAAACCAACCAGGAGGACAGGAGACACUGGAAGGUUUCAACGGCAGCAGCAGCAACUACUUGGAUUACAGACAAAUGCCGAUUCAGCAAACACUGACUGCCCACUGAAUUGAAGGCAAGACUAGAAGCUUAGAUGCUUGUUCAACUUCUUUAUCUGUAAAAUAUAUUCCAUCAAAUUUACCUCACCAGAUUAUUAAGAGGAUCGAAUAAGAAAGUGUACAUAAAGUUCCUUGCGCCUAGUAAGAACUCAUUCUUCUACUUUUCCUCACGUAAAUCAAGGUGAUAGGCUUUGGAACUGACAGAGGAAGAAAUAGAUUCAGAGAGGGUCAGGGAUGGCUGAGGUCACACAGUUCAGAAAAGGCUCAGUCUUGGGGUGCCUGGGUGGCUCAGUCGGUUGAGUGUGUGACUUCAGCUCAGGUCAUGAUCUCGCAGUCCAUGAGUUUGAGCCCCACGUUGGGCUCUGUGUGGAUAGCUUGGAGCCUGGAGCCUGCUUUGGAUUCUGUGUCUCCCUCUCUGCCCCUCCCCUGCUCAUGCUCUGUCUGUCUCACUCUCAAAAAUGAAUAAAUGUUAAAAAAUAAAUUAAAAAAAGAAAAGAAAAGGCUCAGUCAGGACAAGUUCAGACCAUAGCUUCCACAUCUCAUCACAAUAGCCAGGGUGUCUUGAGUAUCUCCUGCAUACCUGGCACACUGCUGUUUUACCUCACUUAAUCCCCAGGACAACCUUGUGCUGUGGAUAUUCCUAAAACCAUUCUACAGAUGAGGAAACUGAGAUUCAGGACUGUAUGGUGAAUUGCCCAAAUCACCAAAGAAUUAAUGGCAAGAUUAAUGCACCUCAAGUUUCAGGCAUUGGGGGUAGUCUAGAGGCACAGAGAAGGGACCCAGCCUCAGGGAAUGGUAUUUAGGUCCAAAGGAACAGACAAGGAAUAGGGUCAGGGAAUAAAGACAGGGAAUAAAGGCCAGGAGCAAGCAUCUGUAUGUUGGAGGUAGACAAAGAAGAUGACACAAAGCCCUGAAGUAGAUAACCUACAUCUAAUCGUUGAAACUAAAAGGAGGUGGUUCUUUUAGUACAGUUUUACUAAUUGUUCAUUUGCCCUGGGACCCUAAAGCACAGGGUGGAGAGGAGUUCAAAGUCACUAGAAUAGGACAUUGUCCCGCCAGACUUGGAGCCUCCAGGAGUGAGUUAUCUCUGGGUCUGCCACCAUUGCCCAGUCAGGGCCUGCCACAGAAAGGGCUAGGCUGAGUGAAUGAACAAGAAUGAAUGCAUGAAAAAGAUCUCUGGUGAUGGAACGCCGCUGAGAGGUCUGACAAGAUGUACCAGGUCCCACUGCCACUGGACCGGGAUGGGACCCUGGUCCGCCUCCGCUUCACCCUGGUGGCCCUGGUCACAGUCUGCUGUCCACUUGUCGCCUUCCUCUUCUGCAUCCUCUGGUCCCUGCUCUUCCACUUCAAGGAGACUACGGCCACACACUGUGGGGAUGUUCUCUGCGGCCUCCCAGCCCUUGGACCCAGAUGGGACUGUGUUCCAGCUCUGCUUCACGGCCAUGAUCUGGUGGGUCAUCACUUUCCCCAUGUUCGGCUUCUUCUUCUGCAUCAUCUGGUCCCUGGUGUUCCACUUUGAGUACACGGUGGCCACUGACUGUGGGGUGCCCAACUACCUGCCUUCGGUGAGCUCGGCCAUUGGUGGGGAGGUGCCCCAGCGCUACGUGUGGCGCUUCUGCAUCGGCCUGCACUCAGCACCCCGCUUCUUGGUGGCCUUCGCCUACUGGAACCACUACCUCAGCUGCGCGUCCCCGUGUCCUGGCUACCGCCCGCUUUGCCGCCUCAACUUUGGCCUCAACGUCAUCGAGAACCUCGCACUGCUAGUGCUCACUUACGUCUCCUCUUCCGAGGACUUCACCAUCCACGAAAAUGCUUUUAUUGUGUUCAUCGCCUCUUCCCUCAGUCACAUGCUCCUCACCUGCAUUCUCUGGCGGCUGACCAAGAAGCACACAGUAAGUCAGGAGGAAUAUGAACAUGCCCAUCAUUCCUGCUGCCCUUGCCUGUGCCCCCUUCCAAAACCAAGGGAGGACCGCAAGUCCUACAACUGGAAACAGCGGCUUUUCGUCAUCAACUUCAUCUCCUUCUUCACGGCGCUGGCUGUCUACUUUCGGCACAACAUGUAUUGUGAGGCUGGAGUAUACACCAUCUUCGCCAUCCUGGAGUACACCGUUGUCCUAACCAACAUGGCGUUCCACAUGACAGCCUGGUGGGACUUCGGGAACAAGGAGCUGCUCAUUACCUCCCAGCCUGAGGAAAAGCGAUUCUAAACCCUUUCUCUCCUACUAGAAAGGAGGAGGCGGUCCACUGCCCAGAAACUAGAAACAAGACACCACUCUGGCCUUCCCCACCCUGUGUCCUCUGUGGGCCGUGCUGAAGCUGGGGGAGGGGGAGGAAGGGCAGAAGGGCACAGGACAGGGUUUUAGGUAGCCCUGCUGGCUUCUCUUUUCCCUCACCCCACUUGAAGGCACAGGGACCUUCAAGCAGCAUCACCCUUAUCGGAGAGGCCCCAAGAAGCUGAGCUGUUAGGAGAGCUCCACCAUCUGGUGCUAAAAAAAGUCCUGAGGUUUAUAACCACCAUCGGUUCUUGGCCUUUACAUAGCCACCUCUUGCUGAGGUCAGGGACCACUGAGCAGUGGCUGCUACCUGAAAACCACAGCCAUUUCUCUCCACGGGGUCAUUCACUUGACUGGUGUAUGUGAUUAUCUCCUGCACAUGCCCAGGCCUGUGCCACAGUCCCUUGCUAAGUUUGCCCAGGUGUUCUAGCUCUGACUUCACCUCCUGUUUAGUGUGUACCCCUUCCCCAUCUAAGCCUUCGUAUGUCCAUGCAGGUGGUUGGGGGUAGGAGGGCUGUAGGAUCUGUAAGGGCUCUGCCAGUGUGUGGUUCUGACACUACCUUGUGGAGGUAGUGUUCUGUACCUGAGGGAUGUCCUGCUCCAGGAAAAGCACUGGCACAGCAUUUGUUCCUUCCCUUCUGAAAUCCAUGGCUCACCGACUCUUCCUCCUUGGCAAAGGUGUAGGGUAGUUAGAGGCAGAUUCCUGCCCCAAAAUGGGCUCUCUGCUGUCUCCCUGUCCUCCCUGCUGCCCCAUGCCCUCACCUCUUUUGGUUGUACAUUUUAUUUCAAAGGAAAAUAAAAUUUUUUUUUUUUUUU